GACGGACAUGACCGUGAGCUUAGACCGGGAGUGACAUAUUGAGUCAGACUGUCAUUGGUGUGAGUGUGAGUGAAUGAAUCCAAUGGUGUCCAAAUAAAUCUUUUCACCCUACAAACUUUGUGCUUGUACCUACUCUCAUUUUCAUCCACUACAGUUAAAUAGGAAUCAGUGAAUCUUGUAGGUGUUAUUUGAAUAAUUUGUGUUGCAAUUGUUUCUUGCGUAAAAUCAUGAUGCCACUGCCUAUAAACGAAAUACUCAAGGAGGAAAUCACCAAGUUAAAUUACACUCUCAUACCACCAGGGUUCCAGGGUGAUGUGCGAAGUGUGAGGUUACUGCAGGAGAGUCUUGCCAAAAUGAUUGAUUAUCUUGGGGAGCAGUCUGCGUCUGCGCAGGGACUCACCAAAGUAAUAACCACCGCAGAGAGACUACGGAACUCACCGUCAUACGUGCUGUACUUGCUCAAAGACGCAGCUGCUAACAACGGUAAAGGCGAGGUCAUCGGCCUCCUGAAGGUGGGUCGCAAGCACCUGUUCUUGUUCGACUCUCAGGACAAGGUGUGCGAAGUGGAGCCGCUGUGCGUGCUCGACUUCUUCGUGGUCGGCGACAGGCAGCGGCACGGCUACGGCCGCGUGCUAUUCGAUCAUAUGUUGCAGGACAUGCAGAUAAACCCCAGCGAAUUGGCUAUAGACGGACCGUCGCCGAAAAUGGAGAAGUUCCUGCUGAAGAACUACGGCAUCACCAAGUUGAUACGUCAGAGCAACAACUUCGCCGUCUCGCCCAGCUUCUUCACCCAGACGGGCAGUGCCAGGAAUGCGUCUCCGGACGUGGCCGAUGCUGAGGCGGGCCGGAACAAACGGACUCCGGACAACGCCGCUCCGGAGAGAUACGCAACGCCGGAACCGCCCGCUCCGGCGAAACUAGAGGUGAAACCUUCACCGGAAAUGGUAUCCAAACAGGCGCCGAUAUUGGAAAUGGCGCGGCCUACUGAAAGGCCGUCGACCCUGGAGGUGGGGCCUCCUCCCCCCGCUGCGAUGGGGAUAGUAGGGGCUCCCUCCCCCGCGCCCUCCUCUGCGGGGUCGGUGACCUCGCGCCCCGACUCUCAGCUGACCAGCCGCGGAUUCUUCGACAUGAAGUUCUACCAUAACAAACUGUGGUAGACUAGCACAUUUGCCUCUCGAUUCUGUAAGCCUGCGUUUCAAUAGAAGUGGAACUGCGCAGACCUCGUCCAAUGGUCUUGCUUAAAAUAUUGUGUGUGCGUAUUUUGAGCAAUUCUAUCGGUAAAUUUCUUUAUGACUGCUCAGCUCCGCGUAGCUCUGCUUCUGUGGAAAUGCAAUCCACAAUGCAAUUUCACUUUUGAUUUCAUAAAUCAAGUUUUAGAUAAUUUACAAAUAUGUAAUACUGACUGCUUCAAGUGCGGCUUCAAGCCAUUGUGACCUUUUGCCAUGUAACAACUUUAUACAUAUUUAAAUUUAAAACCUGUCUAAAAUUUAAGCUAUCGAACUCGGAAGUGAGAUUUUAUUUUACAGAACCGAUCUACCGUAUGCCGUGUCGCGUUCUCCGGUAACACCCAGAUUUAUCGGGCAGCUAGCUAAGGUAUACUCAGUCUAUUCUCACUGGGUCUAUGGUAUCAUCUAGUACGUGUUUUGAACGUAUCCGCAAAGUGAAGUACAGUCAGCCACAAUUCAAGUGUCAACAAAAUUUUUGAUUCUCUCAACCGAUUAUGAAUUUUAAAUUUAUUAUAAUAAAGUUCUAAAUCAGUCGGAGAAAAUUGUUAGUGAAACUUGUGCAAUCCACGCAGUUCGGGCACAAUAUUUUGUAAUUUCGUAUUAUGGGGGCAGAGAUGCUAUCAAAACUCUAACUAAACACUAGAAAUGAAUAAGUACGUGUACUUACGAUGAGGAACUUGUAACCGUGGAAGUAAUUGUUAAAUUUUAUCUUCUAUUACUAUACAUUUAAGAUACUAACUUAAAAGAACUUUGUAAAAGUUCUGAAUUUUGAACACUUGAAGUUUUACUAUUUUGUAAUCUUUCAAGUGCCAAUCUGAAGAGUAUAUUGAUAGGAGUUUAAACUAUACAAUGAGAAGGUUUACGUCAAUAAUGAAAGAAAAGAGAAAACACUCGUUUAUAUUACUGCCGACUGGGUUUUAUACGGGGCACGCGGUACCGGUUCAGAUCAAGGCCAAGUAAUGUUGUCAAAAUAUUACAUACGUUUUCCAUUGAUUGCAUUCCAUUUUUUUAUUUUUUUUUAAACGAUGAGUAUUCGAAGACUGCUGGCUUGUUGCUUUUAGGUGAUAAUUGUUUGCAAUCUAACCUGAUAUAAUAGAAGUAUAGUUUCCUCACAAUUUGGUAAUUGAUCUCAAGUGAUUUACGCCUUAAAGUGUGACCAGCAACUACUUCGCCCCUCCUCAACGAAUUAGAAAUGAUAAUGGAAGCAUUACAAAGGACGCUAAAUAAAAAUAAUAAAAACAUGGUUGCAAACUCCUACAACUAAACUUUAAUACUAACGCGACACCCACUAACUAUCUGCAAAUGAAUUCGGCUAUCCAUUCAUUGGGUAAGAAUAUCUCAACCAAUCAUAUGAUCGGCGUGUUUAUCGCAGUUUUUUCGCCCCGCCCACUUGAUCGCAUUUUGCGUGGAACCACUUUUUAGCGCAGUUCGUAUUCCAUAUUACUUAUUUCUAAUUCGUUUCCUCUACCUCUGAGUAGCCAUUUAAAAACGCAGCUGCGCUGCUAAAGAUCAUAGCGAUCACAUUGUUUUUAUAAUAUAUUAGUUAAGUGCCUAAUUGAUUAUAUUAUUAACCAUUUGACUUGUUUAUGUUGCCUAUCUCACAAGAUAGUAUUAAGUUAUUGCUAAUGAUAUUGUUUAUUAAGUUUAUUAUGUUCUGUUAUUUUUAUAAUAUUGAUUGCUGCGUUUUAAACGUAUUUAAAUCUUGGGUUCAAAAUCGGUAGCCUUAUAUGAAAGCAAUAAUAUGUAUCUAACAUCUCAGAAACUAAAGCACUGCAAUAAUUACAGCAUUUUGAUAUAGGUUAUAUCGCUAGGUCGCGUUUGCCGCGUAUCUUUUUAUUAGAUGAAUGAAUAUCAAAUGGCAUAUAUGCCUUAGUAAUAUAAUCAGCAGUUUCAUUGAAUUGACAGCAAAAUAGCAAUCUGUUACGGCACUUAUUGACAAAUAUUUGGAUGAGUUGUAGGUGUAUUAUUACAAUUUGGUGAGCUGUAAUCUUUUACCGGUUUUAGUCUCAAGGUACAAUUACUAGACAUUUAGCGCGCUUAAUUUUGUUUAGAGGCAGGCUCCACAGGUGCUUAUAACCAAUAUUAUUUGAACUUCUACUUUCAUAUGGCAAAAAAACUACUUUAUGUAGACUCGGGGUCAUAUUCUUAGAAAUAUAUUCAACACUGAAAAUCGAAAGUACUAUGUUUAUAAAUGAAUCACUUUUAUAAAUUAGCUAUUGAUUAGUGAAGAUGUUAGUUUUGUGCUGUCUUUAUUCUGUUGCCUAAAUAUACCUGCCAUAUAUUAUAUUCCAUAGAUUAAUUAUUACAUCAAAUGUAUUUUUUGUUUAUGUAACUAUAACGCCAAUGUACAGCCAGUUAAAAUAAUUUGGGACCCAUUUAAUUGAAAUGUGGUUUGAACAUUCGCAUUGCAAUAAGGUCUUCUCCAGACGAUAAUGUUUUUUUUUAAUCUAAUUAAAUACUAUAGUUUUUAUGAUCUCCUUAUCAAUAUUUUCACAAAUUACUUAUAACUUUACUCCUUUUGUAAUAUAAUUUAUUUUUCUAAAUUACACCAAUCAACAUUAUCAGAAAGAACAGUGAGUUAGUUAAAAAGUUAAAUAGUAAGUCGAGAAUUUCCGUACAUUUCUCGGUCCGUAAGGUUGGCACGUUGUCUGUACUGACAUAAUUUAUACAGUGCUUAAUACGUUGUUAUAGCAACAUAUUCGAUCAAAAGAUCUGCUUUUUUUUCUAUUUGCUAAGGUGGAUCCUAAAUUUAAGAAUGCGACUGUACCAUAGAAUUGUUCAGAGAUCUUAAUUUGUUUGAGCUCGUAUAAAAAUAAAAUGUAAGUAUACACGGCCAUAGACAAGGUAGCUGCGCAGUAGCAAUUUUACAUACAAAAACGUCUACUGCGCAAGUUUAUUUGUCUGUUUUUGCUCAAGAAGUUUGGCGCUACCUAUAUCUAAGCAUUUACAAACCAUAUCUGGUUUAGGACACUGGAGGUUCCCAAUUCAAGUCCGUUUGAUUUGCUGGUUGCCAUUGGUUUGGUUGAAGUGUAUUUUUAUUUGCUCAUGUUGAGAUAUGAUGAAUAAAUCGCUAUGUAACCGAA
This is a messenger RNA of Chilo suppressalis (striped riceborer), 4309 nucleotides long. NCBI's taxonomy places the organism in Eukaryota, Metazoa, Arthropoda, Insecta, Lepidoptera, Crambidae. The record is from the annotation of a GenBank genome assembly.